AUGGCUCCACGAAAGUCAUCAAAAGUGCAUGCAGCGCAGUUACGGGAAACACGCAAAGCAAGAAUGCAGACCCAACUUGCAAAUCUGGCCGAAGCCAAUGCGGCAUCUGACAAGAGGGAGCUAAACGAACCCAGUGCAGGACAAUCAACUCGUGCAGCCAAAACUGCGGCGCUCACAAGACCCAAUUGGCCGAUAAAGCAGACACGAGUCAGAGGCCUAAAAGAGCCGUCCAAUAGCUCCAGCAUAGCAGUCAGCCAAGCUGUUAUGAGCGUCCUCGAUCUUGCGACAAAUUCGGCAGCCAAGAACACAAAACUUUUAGAAGAUGUCAACUACAUCUACCCUUGGUCGGCCGAGAAAGAUAAAUAUGAUACUUCAAAGCCAUUCCAAGCUGAAGUGAUCAAAGAAGGUGUUCGAGCCGGCUUCUUCAUCACCAACCAGUACAAUGAUAUUGGCCUCAAAUUUUCUUACCUCCUUACUUCUUCGCUCUCUACGGCUCCCGAUGAGUUGGAGGUUGUCGACCACAUGAUAGCCGGUGUUGCUACUGCUGUUGAAGCCAAUAUUCUGGACUUUAAUGUCAGCAAGAGCAGCGAGUUUGUUGGUCCGAGUCACGACAACACUUUCAAGGCGCACAUGCUCCUUCUUCUCACUAUGAAACAGAAGAAGCCACUCGAGUAUCAUAAGCUGGCCCAUGGAAUCUAUCGUGCUGUCAUUGGAAUUCGUAAUGUGGGACCCGCACGACUUUCGAAAGAGCAGAUUAUUGCACGGGUUGACUGGGUAAACAUGGGUAGCGAGUCUGAUUAGUGUUUUUUCCGUCCUAUUUCUAUCCGUCUGCUGCCACUACUAGUACUGAGUCUAAUAUGCUCCUUCAUGUCUAGCGAUUUUUUCCAUCUUUUGCUGCUACUAGUCCGCUCCUUCGUGUUCAGUGAAACCUCCCC
Molecule: messenger RNA, 935 nt
Organism: Suillus paluster
Lineage: Eukaryota; Fungi; Basidiomycota; Agaricomycetes; Boletales; Suillaceae
Exons: 7
Coding region: 1-801 (266 amino acids)
Source: RefSeq, a predicted model, not a curated record